Seminavis robusta is the source of this 1744-nucleotide messenger RNA. The record is from the annotation of a GenBank genome assembly. Lineage: Eukaryota; Bacillariophyta; Bacillariophyceae; Naviculales; Naviculaceae.
UGAAGAUCCUCUUGAGGCUUGAAAGCGGAACUUCUGAAGAUGAGGAUGGGCACCGCUCAAUACCUCUCUAAUAUCUAGUACCAGGUAGCUUGUAUUAUUAAAACAUUAAGAGGUUCACUUGAUGGCUUUAGCUCGGCUUUGGCUUGGCUUUAAUUUGGCUUUAGCUUGGCUUUAGAAAGCCUAUAGAGUCUCACUUCAUUCUCAACUCAAGAAGAUUCUCCUCGUUUCGAAGUCUCCAGCAAUUGAGCUUCUACUUCACACCGCUUCUUUGCAAUCAUGACACCAGAGGACAAUUUCUCGGUGGUGGAGCUCGCACCGUGCAUCUACAUGUGUCGGGAGCUGCAUUAUGCUCAGAAAUGGAAUACAGCCAAUUGCUAUGUUGUCCAAGGCACGAAAAUGGAUUUGAUCAUUGACACGGGUUUGGGCCUCUGGAAUUUCAAGGAAUUCCUCGUGCAAAAGAAAUUGAUUUCCCAAAACGACAAGCCGUACAUUGCCGUGGUCACGCAUGUCCACUUUGACCACUCCGGAGGGCUACACCAAUUCGCCGACAGUUGUGCCAUUCACGAAGAGGAACAGGAGGCGAUUGAAACGAGUGACAAUGUGGCCGCCUGUACGUUUAUCUAUCAGACCGACAUUGAAAAGAAUCCGCCCACGCCAGAUUGGCAAGCUGCCGACUAUCACGUUCGUCCUGUCAAGCCUACAAGAGUCCUUCGAGGCAGGGAAAGCAGCUUUGAUCUCGGCGACAAUAGAAUCAUCCAGGUAAUUCACACACCCGGACAUUCGGCUGGGAGCAUUGUUUUCUGGGAUGAGCAAACCGGAAUCUUGUUUAGUGGAGAUACCGUGUGUGACGGACCCGUUCUAGACUGGGCACCCACAAGCAGCGUGGAGGACUACCUCCAAACCAUGGAUAUCCUCUCGAGUUUGGCAUCCAAGGUGAAACGAGUCUUUCCAGGACACGACAAUGAAUUUGAUGGGAACCGGCUCAAGCAGAUUGCAGACGACUACUUGAAGGGUGCCGGAACUUGUCACAGCUGUACGGCCAAGCUUACCAAGGCACUGGCAACCAUGUUACUCCGAGGCAGAAACGCCAAGGGAGCCACAUCAUGUGAAAGGGGUUGCUACCAUGCUUGCUGCUGUAGCUGUAUUUUUGGCCCGGCUAUGAAUCAUGGAUGACCGGGCGGCAACCACAGUGUAGAGGAAAACACGGAUGGAAUCGAAUCUUCAAUCGAACUGAACCGAAUGUUUUGAAACUUCAAGUGACAACCAGGUGAAAACGUUCAAAAGUUGGUGGUCGCUCGCUCAUGUGGAGUGCACAUGGAAUGCAGGGAGAGAUGGAAUACGAGGCAAGACCCUCUUCUGGCGUACUCGUAGUAGCUUUCAACCCUUUAGCUUCACCAGGUACGAGAGAGAAGUUCGUUGAUUUUCUGCGCAGGAUGAAACCACGAUCACUAGGCCUACUAGUAGCUAGUGGUACAAUGGUCGCUGGGCGCAAAACGACUCCAAGAAGCAGGCAGUUCGAAAGAGAACGUCAUGUAGUUCUUUGCUUUGGCUAGUUGUAUCGUACCGGUACCAGUACAUGUAGCUCCUCGUCAAGGCCUGCUGCUGUCUGCCGUUUAAUUCUCUGCCUCCAACCUCAUUCCAGCCGCUGGCCAUUCCACAGCCUUCUUCAGGCUGUGGAAUCAACCACUGGCUAUUCAAGAAGGCAGUCUGAAGAUAUCUCUUUUCCUGGAAGGUUUCUUGCUAC